GUAGUCGACUUUGGGAACAUCCCAUUCACACUUCUCAGGCUUCAGGAACAGAUCAUUGUCCUGAAGGCGGCGCAGAACCUCGCGCGUGACCUUUUCAUGCUCCUCCUUAUUGGUGGAGAAGAUGAGUAUAUCAUCAUGGAAGAUCUCGUUCAUCAUGGCCUGGAAGGUCGCAGGGGAGUUGGUGAGGCCGAAGAACAUCACCAGGGGUUCGUACAGCCCCCGGUUAGUUACGAAGGUGGCCUUCCAUUCGUCACCGGCUUUGAUCCGGACAUUGUUAUAGCCCCACCUGACAUCAAACUUCGUAAAGAGCGUGGCACCGUGGAGCUUAUCCACCAUCUCGGCGAUCAGCGGCAAGGGGUAGCGAUUUUUGACGGUGAUCGCGUUUAA
Postia placenta MAD-698-R-SB12 is the source of this 387-nucleotide messenger RNA. RefSeq lists its product as hypothetical. Lineage: Eukaryota; Fungi; Basidiomycota; Agaricomycetes; Polyporales; Adustoporiaceae. The record is from RefSeq and is a predicted model, not a curated record. The annotation marks the transcript as partial. The transcript has 2 exons.